Messenger RNA from Penicillium diatomitis, 969 nucleotides. RefSeq names its product SDR family oxidoreductase. NCBI's taxonomy places the organism in Eukaryota, Fungi, Ascomycota, Eurotiomycetes, Eurotiales, Aspergillaceae. The record is from RefSeq and is a predicted model, not a curated record. Bases 1 to 969 code for a protein of 322 amino acids. The transcript has a single exon.
AUGUCAAUUCUCAUUACCGGUGCAGGAGGUUACGUCGGUCAGGAACUGGCUGCUGGUCUCCUCGCCUUAACACCGGCUUCAACCACGGUCACCAUCACCGAUGUGAACGAGCCAGCCAUACCUGCCUCGGCGUCUCAACAUGCGGACCGACUCAAGUGUGUCAAAGCUGAUUUGACAUCCACGAAAGAGGUGGAUGAACUGAUCCGUGCAGACUCUCCCUUCGAGACUGUGUAUAUUCUUCAUGGGAUCAUGUCGAGUGGCUCGGAAGCCGAUUUUGAGUUGGGCAUGCGGGUCAAUCUCGACGCGACCCGAUAUAUACUUGACCGACUACGGGUGACGAUGUCAGGCGUGAAGGUUGUCUUCACAUCGUCGCUGGCUGUUUACGGUCCAGCACCCUCAGGAUUCAUCAUUAACGAGACAAAUUUCCCGCCGGUACCUUCGUCCUCGUACGGAUCUCAGAAACUCAUCAUCGAGACCCUCGUGACAGACUACUCUCGUCGCGGUUUUAUCGAUGGGCGAAGUGUGAGACUCCCCACUGUUACUGUUCGCGCCGGUGCGCCUACCCAAGCUGCCAGCAGCUUUGCGAGCGACAUCAUUCGGGAGCCCUUUCACGGAAGAAAGGCUGUUUUGCCAGUUGGGAAAGACACCGAGCUGUGGAUCUGUUCGCCCGGCACAAUUAUCAAGAACCUGAUACAUGCCCGUACGGUUCCCCGGGAGGCCUUCGGUGAGUCCCGCUCAGUGAAUUUGCCCGGCUUGAAAGUCAGUGUGCAUCAGAUGCUGCAGGCUCUCCAAGAGAUCGGAGGCCAGGAACGUAGGGCACUCGUGGAGGAGAAAUAUGAUGCUGCCACGGACAAGAUUGUGCAGUCAUGGACGCCUCAAUUCUCCACGGAUCGUGCCUUUCAAAUGGGAUUCCAUGCAGAUGUCUCUAUGUUGGAGAACAUUAAGCAAUUUGCGAGCAGCUUUGUAUGA